AUGUACAGCAUCGGCAACCAGGGCAAAAUCAUGCGCAAACUGCUAGGCAAGCCGACCGUCGACUCCGCCCACGAUGUGCAUACCCCGGGUGCCGCGGUCACCAGCUCGCCGAUAACUCCACACUACCGCCCGACCGUGUCGCAAGAUGUCAUCCACGAGGCAGGCGUGCCCAUUGCUUGCUUGGAUCGCUCACCCGAUGGCCGCUCGGCGGUGCUCGCGGGACGCCAUGUGCUCAAGACGGUCAAUCUCGACGGACUUGAUGUCACCGAGGGCAUCGACCUGCGUGCCUUGAUCAUCGCCCAACCGUCCCAGCGCAACAGCAUGCCGACGUCGGUUGCGGACCAACUCUCGGUGAAAGCCGUCAAGUGGGGAGAGCCGCAGGGCAAGCAGGUCAUCUUCACGGCCGGGACCAGCGGCAAGAUCUUCCACUACGAUCUGGUACGCGCGGGGGCUACAAGCCUGGGUUCGCCGGUCGACUGCGUGCAGAUCCGCGAGGACUCACGGCAGGUCAACGCGCUCGACAUCAAUCCACACCGGAACUCAUGGCUGUUGUCGGGCAGCCAGGACGGCAUCGUGCGCUGCUUUGACGUCCGACAGCCGACGCAGACGCGGGCCGGCGCCACGUUCCGGUCCAUCCAGGCGUUCAAGUGCAACGCAGACGCGGUGCAGCAUGUUGAGUGGAACCCGCGCGACGGGUUUCUCUUUGGCUGCGCCACGGAGCAAGGCUUCGUGCUCAAGUGGGACAUGCGCAAGCCCAGCGCACCCAUCCUGCGGAUCAAGGCUCACGAGAAGGCGUGCACGGCGAUGGCGUGGCACCCAGACGGCGUCCACCUGGUCAGCGGGGGUAUGGAUAACAAAUGUAGCGUCUGGGACAUGUCCAAGCAGGACAAGCGCCAGAAGCCGAAAUGGACGCUUUCGACACCCGCUCCGCCGGGUACGCUGGCUUGGAGGCCCGGACAGUGGUCGGCUACGGCUCAGGGAAAACGAGCCUCACAGCUGGCGGUCGCAUAUGAUGAGACCAGCCAGAAGCGAUACGGCAUCAAUGUGGUGCACAUCUGGGAUCUGGCCCGCCCAACGAUGCCCUACAAGGAGGUUCAGCGGUUUGACGCGUCGCCCAGCGCUAUGCUGUGGCACGACCAGUAUCUCUUGUGGACGGCCGGGCAGGACGGCGUGUUCAGUCAGUGCGACAUCUCCUUCGCGCCCAAGGUCAUUGACCGGCAGGCUGUGUCGACCAUGGCCUUUUCCCCGCGAGGUGAAGUAUUGAUGCUGCUCGACGAGCGAGCUCCUCCUCCUCGACUUCGACCGCACAACCACCACAGCCACCAUAACCAGCAUCACCCUCACCCGCAGCAUCAUUCUCAUGAACCGCAACAUCAUCAUCCUAAUCAUCCCGUGUUACACCAUGAAAGCGACGUCGCGGCUGUCACAUCCUACAGUCCGAGCCCCACAACCCCCCGCUUCAGCGUAAGCCGCAGUGACUCCGAAGAUGACGCGAUCGGGAGUUUCAUCGGGCCCAAGAUGCGUGGGGGUAGCCGGCGACGACGGCCCAGCACCCGGUCCACAGCCACCUUGAGUACCACACCCCCCGCUGGUCCUACCAUGGAGGAGGUCAUGUCUCUGGAACAGACCAUCAAGGCCACCGGGACGCACAAGCCGCAGCAGGCCAUGGCCGUCGGGCACGUUCCGGCCGCGGCCAACGUCGACCUGUACGGCUACCUCGCUGUCAACUACCUGGAGGCUCUUUAUCGGGACCUGCCCUACACUGACGGAGCCGGGACGCUCCCCGAGAGGGUGGCCGUGAUUCUCGAGCACUACGCCCGGGCGGCCGCCAGUGUGAAGCAAUACCGCCUGGCGCAGACGUGGCGCAUUCUGGCGUAUGCGGUUGACAUGCUACUGCAUAGGCGGGCACAGUACCACCUCGAUCGCCGCAUGGACCGGCAACAUGACGCGGAGAUGAAGAAGAGCGAGGCGAAAGCCAAGGCUAAGGCUAAGGCGCUGGACAAAGUGUUCCACCCCACCCCGAUCCAGCCGACUACAGCGACAUCGGUGUCGGUGAUCGGGGAAGAAACGCCCCGGAAGGUGUCCUCUUCUCUUGUCACUUUCGACAAGGCACUCCAUCCACGUUCGCUACUCGCUGAAGAGUUUGAGAGCACCUCCAACGUCCCCACUCCUGUGGCACGGCCUGUGCAGGAUAGCCCUGACGGUGUCCACGCACGACUAGAGAGGGAGCGGGGGAGAAAACUGACCCCCAUCGUUGAGCCGGAGAGCUUCACCCUGCCCCCCGCCGUACACCCAGGACCCCCACUAGCUGUGCGGAAACGCCUCGAUUCCGUACCAGUUUCCGUGGUCAGUCACGGUAGCGAAAACACGUACGCCAGUACCGAAGGAUAUGAUUUUUACGAUACUGAGGCUAUGUUAGAUGGGCCGGAUGAUGUUAUCAGUCCUCGUCCAGACCCUACCCAGGUUCACGAUUACACGGGACACGGCUCGUCGCCCGGUCUUCCUCGUCGGCCAAUACUCCGACAGGAUUCGGAGGAGAGCUAUGUCCAUCUGUUUGCCAUCACGGACGAAAGCAGGCGGUCUACAGCGCGUACCGUGUCGUCCGAGGGUAGUUUGGCUGCGGAUUCUGUACGAAUUGGUGCUCCUGGUGGCAAUACUCAACACGAUGGAGGAGAGGAAGAUGUUGAGUUUGCGAGCCGGAUCCGGGGCGAAGAGAUCCACGCUUCGCCGGAGCGAGUUCCACUUCCUCUGCCGUUCCGGGCCAUGCUCGGGAGAACGGACACCAACAUGACGAACAUGACGAGUUUCACCGAUGAACACCAUGCCAUCACGCAAACCACCACGGACAGCUUUGAGUCGCCGUACGCUUCUCAGCACGACGACGAUGCGGUUGUAGUAAGCUCGCCCUUGCUAGAAGGGGAAAGGGAACAGGAAUUGGAAGAUCGCUCUUCCUCGGACUCACCUGUCCUAUCCCCACACACCAAUGACACAUCGCCCUUCAUCGUUGAGACAGACUAUCUCUGCUGGCCCGACGAUGCCCCCUUUCCCUAUCCCAUAGACCCCGCAUCCGGCUUCUCCGCUGUGUCGUCUGUUCCACUACAGCCAUACCCGCUGAUCGCCCGUGCCCUCGCGUUUGAGGCCAAAUCUUCCGCCCUCAAUGCCUCAGCCAUUGUUCUCCUACUCAAACCGCUCCUCCCGGACGACAUCAUCGAUCACUACCAGGCCGCCGCCAUCUUGCGCCAGCACCAUGCCCGCCUGAUGAGCAUGAAGCUGUUUACCGAAGCGGCACUCCUGCGGAAGUUGUGCAUGAAGGGCUGGCCGGGCGGUACGCUAGCGGACUGGGGAGUAGACUACCCGGCGGUUUUCACCGCAGCGCAACAAGGCGUGCAGGCCAGUUUCUUCUGCACCUCUUGCCGCAAACCACGCGAGGUCGACCGAUCCGCCGCCUCAAUCGAGUCCGUCUGGCAAUGUGAGCGCUGCCGAGCCGCCAUGGCCGGAUGCGCAGUCUGCGGGGGCCGAGACGUCAUCAUCCCGUCGUCCUUCAUCCCCCUUCCAUCAUCCUCUUCCCCAUUUUCCGAAGAAUCACCCUCUUCGCCUUCCACCACCCCACCCCUCACCACCUGGUGGUACUGCCCAGGCUGCGGCCACGGCGGCCACGCUUCCUGUCUCCAAUCCUGGCACGCCACACUCGAAGCGACCGCGUCCGACUCCCACUACCCGUAUUCCCCUUCCUCUCCGCUCGAAGACCCGCCGCACGCCCUAAGCGACCCCUCUGACGGAUGCUGCCCGCUCGACGGCUGCGGCCAUGCCUGCUUGCCCAGUCGACGUGCGGAUCUCGUGUAUGUGAACACCGGCGGCGGAGAUGGCAGUCUAACACCGUUGUAUUACCGCUCUGAUGAGCCGUCGUCGGGGCGUGGGGGGUUGCGAGAAGCCACGCGGGCGGCUAUGGCUAAAGCGAAUGUGGCUGCGGCUGCUUCUGCUGCUGCUGCGACGGCGGCUGCGGAACGAGGGGUCGGUGCUGCGGCUGAGGUGGGGAGCCAUGUGCUGCCUGGGAUGGGAGAGGGGCGAUUGCUCGGAGAUGAACUGCUGCAGCAUCAGCAUGGUGCGGGACUCGGAUUCGGCGGUCCGUAUCAUCAUUAUGGAAGUGGAAGACACCCGGGUUCGGUGCGUAGUGAUGGGCAUGAUAUCCCACAGAGCAGAGCGGUGGAAACAGUGCGUGAGACACUAGGGGGUACGGUUGGGCUGGGGGUAGGAGGUGCUAGUGCUGGUGUUGGCGGUGGUCUUAGCGGGGCGAGAGUAGGCACGGGGAUAUUGAGUUCGAGUCCGGGUAGGGGAGGGAUUUUGGGGGUCGGGAAUGAGAGGGAGAGGAGGAAGAGUGUCAAGUUUGUUGCUACUGAUGAGCGGCGUUAG
Molecule: messenger RNA, 4410 nt
Organism: Dichotomopilus funicola
Lineage: Eukaryota; Fungi; Ascomycota; Sordariomycetes; Sordariales; Chaetomiaceae
Exons: 2
Coding region: 1-4410 (1469 amino acids)
Biological process (GO): positive regulation of TORC1 signaling; positive regulation of macroautophagy
Cellular component (GO): GATOR2 complex; cytosol; vacuolar membrane
Molecular function (GO): protein binding; metal ion binding
Source: RefSeq, a predicted model, not a curated record